Messenger RNA from Lineus longissimus, 1512 nucleotides. RefSeq lists its product as uncharacterized. NCBI's taxonomy places the organism in Eukaryota, Metazoa, Nemertea, Pilidiophora, Heteronemertea, Lineidae. The coding region runs from base 618 to 1325 and encodes 235 amino acids. The record is from RefSeq and is a predicted model, not a curated record. The transcript has 6 exons.
AAGUCUUUACCCGAAACAAUCCCUAAGUGAAUAGGCUUCUCUCAUUGAUUCUCGACCGUAAAAUGUCUAAGUCUGCAAUAACUGAAACGAGGAAUGUUACUUUAAUGCGCUAGGUCAUAACGUGAGUCACCUGUAAAUGACUCUCGGUAUGUCCUUUCCUUGACCAUGACGUGGUGGAAAUGGCUUUAGUUUUCAAAUGUGUCGAGACACUAAUCGUGCCUGGUCACCGCAAACUUGGUAUAAGGUACAUUUGAAGUUCAGACGGGGUGCGAUGGAGGGGUGCUCAAAAUUCAGAGUACAGCGAUGCCCUAUCCACUUAUUGAGAGUGAGAUAUUGGCCGCAGGCAUAUCUCUCAAUAUCCUACAGUACAUAUUAGACACAUGGAUUAGCCUGGUGACCAGAUGACUCGACCAAUGACGUGCCUCAGUGCGCAUAAAUUCAAACAUGGCCGUUACAGAUGUUGACAUUCGUGAUGUCACUGCGCUCUGGUCAUUCCUUCCGAGGUGACAGAUCGGUGGUGCUAAACACGGGGCUCGUGCCGAGCUAUGUCAGUUCGCAAUCAGCUGUGACCACAGGAACAUUUCAGGGAAGUGAGUGGAGCAAGCGGAAGGAGAAACAUGAAAGCAAGAUUUAAUUCGAGGGCGGCGGCUUAUGUGGCUGGUGUGGUCACAUUGAUGGAAAUUGUGCCAUGUUUAACCUUGGUAUUAGACAGACUUGUUCAAGGUUACGACGCGGGGAUAGAUAUUAAAGAUGAAUUUCGCACAAUCAUUUACGUGUCGUUUGGCAUGUACACCCUGUUUGCCGUGAUGUCACUGGUGUUCGUUGUUGGCAUAAAAAUGGAUCACAGCCUGUUAUUCGUCCCGUGGAUGACGUGGCUUGUUGCGCUCAUCGUGUUUGAGACGGUGGCCAUUACGAUACAUAAACAGACGGCAAAUGAGGCGCUACGGAAAUGGGAGCUUGCGUUCAUGAUUUCAUUCAUCAUUAGACUUGUUAUAAAUAUUGUCGCCCUGGUAAUAGCGAUGUACCAUUACAAGGAAAUGUCGGAAGGACGAGGCACCAGUCAGGAAAUGACCAGACGGCGAAUGGCUCGACUGGCUGCCAGGAGGAAUGGGGAGAGUCGCCUGACCACUGUCACAGAUGGUCGCAACAAUGGUCCACCAGGGGUCACCUUGAAACCACCGCCGUAUCUAGAAAAGCCACCAGUCUACGGCAACGACGAAAUGACACCGCCAUACAACCCUGAAUACAACACUACUCACCAGAACAUCAGCCUCGCCUCGGACUUGCUUCAGAUUAUAUCGGUUCCUCACCAGAUGGCGAUAUAGCGCAUCCAAUAACGCCACCUUUAAUUCCCUCAUCAAACUACUGCGCUCCUGAAGAGCACUUUCGUUCUCUUUUGUUUUGGUGCUACGAGUGCAAUUGAAAUAUUUUCAGCGUCAAUGUAUGAUACUCGUUAAAGUAUGUAUCGAGCGCAGAGUCAUUGUACAUUGAAUGUACCUUAUAAUAAAAUGA